Messenger RNA from Hydractinia symbiolongicarpus, 324 nucleotides. RefSeq lists its product as uncharacterized. The record is from RefSeq and is a predicted model, not a curated record. Bases 1 to 309 code for a protein of 102 amino acids. The transcript is spliced from 11 exons. NCBI's taxonomy places the organism in Eukaryota, Metazoa, Cnidaria, Hydrozoa, Anthoathecata, Hydractiniidae.
AUGGAAACUUUAUAUCCUGUAGAUUGGGACGACACAAUGACCCUACCUGUUUUCUCAGAGAACGAAGAAAUUGACUUAGAAAUUUCAGGGAAAAGAAAAGGGAAAGAGGUAAUUGGCCCUGCCCACCUAAAAAUUGCAAAAAAAGAUCAAUCGUCUGAUGACGAUUUGGAAAACGAUGUUGAAGAGCAUUACACAGAUAUGGAUGGGGCAACUAGCUCCCGUUUUCUAACACCAUACGAAAGGCACCACUUGUUGGAUACGGCGCCAGAUUUUUAUCGGAUCACCAAUAUAAGUUUAAGUGGUAAGUAAAAAAUAUUUAGAUCU